Molecule: messenger RNA, 1865 nt
Organism: Pieris rapae (cabbage white)
Lineage: Eukaryota; Metazoa; Arthropoda; Insecta; Lepidoptera; Pieridae
Product: facilitated trehalose transporter Tret1
Exons: 8
Coding region: 419-1843 (474 amino acids)
Biological process (GO): transmembrane transport
Cellular component (GO): membrane
Molecular function (GO): transmembrane transporter activity
Source: RefSeq, a predicted model, not a curated record
AAAUUUAAUAGUAAACCAGUUACAAAAAAUAUGCAUAACUCUUUAUAAACAAAAAUAAUUGGGACAAUUGCUAAAUGUAAUAUUGGAAUAUGUGAACAUUAUUCAAUUUUAUUUGUUAAUUCUUUGGAGAUUAUUCCGAAUAACAUAGUAGCUUCCAAAAAUACCUAAUACAAAUUACGGAAGUUAUAAAUUAAAAUGGCUCGCAACGUAAAUGCGACGUUAUGAGUCUACUUCGACACAAAGUUUGAAUUGAUAAUGCGUGUGACGUGUGAGCAAACUAAGCCAUUUAUUGCCACUGAAUAUCGCAAACAGCUAUUAAUAUUGUAACCAUUGAAGAUGUAGCGUCGUUUUAGUAUAAAAGAUAUACUGCCAAACAUUACGUUUUAAUUGGAAACUUGUACUAUAGAUAAAUCUCAAAAUGUGUUCAGUAUCCGAGUCAUCGAGUAGAAGAAUACAAUAUUUGGCGGGACUCAGCGUUUCCUUUGCGUUUACAUUCACUGGUGCUGUAUUAUCAUGGCCUUCGCCAGCGAUUCCAAAGUUCAAAAACGGUGAAGCAAAUGUACAAAUAACUGACGAACAAAGCUCUUGGGUCGUUGCUCUAUGCCCUCUUGGUGCGUUACUCGGCUGCUAUUUUGGGCAAGUUUUAAAUGAGAAACUUGGUCGCCGCCGUACAAUUCUCGCUUCAGUACUGCCGGGAUUAAUAGGUGCGCUCUUAAUCUUGUUUACAAAGACACCAUGGCUUAUGUGCGUCGCGAGAAGUAUCAUUGGUGUGGGAAAUGGGAUUACAGCUGUGGUAACAAUGGUAUAUAUAACGGAAAUAGCUGACAAAGAAAUUCGCGGAGCUCUGGGAAUGUUGGUUCAAGUAAUGAUGAACAUAGGCAGCUUAUUAGUCUAUAGUAUUGGACCUUUUGUGUCCUAUACGGUACUUAACUCUAUAGUAUUAUCUUUUGUUAUCCUCUAUGGAAUUGCGUGUUUAUGGGUUCCCGAAUCUCCGUACUAUCAUUUGAAAGACGGAAGGCUGGCGCUUGCAAAAAAGGAGUUUAUGUUCAUUAAAGGCACAAAGGAUGAUAAGUGGGCAAGCGAGGAGCUAGCGAUAAUGAGAAGUCAUGUAGUAGAGAGUAUGGCUAAUAAAACUACAACUAAAGAGCUCUUUACCAACAUGAGAUAUCGGAAAGCACUCUAUGUUGUGGCAGGUUUAAAGGUUCUUCAAUAUAUGACGGGUACAUGUGCCAUACAGGCAUAUUUAGAGCCAAUUUUUCGCCAGAGUAGUUCCGUUUCCGGUCCCUACGUAAGCAUUGUCCAUGGAUUCGUUCAACUUGCUGCUGGUAUCACCGCUACAUUCCUCACUGGCUGUGUAGGACGACGUGUGCUAAUGUUGACAUCUUCGAUCGGUGUUGCCAUAUCACUAACAGCGGUUGGCAUAUAUUUUUUCCUUCAAGAUUACUAUCAGUUAAGCGCUCAAACGCUUUCAUCAAUAUCUGCAAUCCCUCUCGUAGGCGUUUUGGGAUUUAAUAUUCUAUAUAGUAUUGGUUUAGGAAAUCUACCUUAUAUAAUGCAAGCAGAGUUAUUUCCCAUUAAUGUUAAAACUAUAGCGUCCAGUUUGGCGACCAUGAUGGCCGCAAUAUUAAAUUUCUUCGUGACGAAAUCAUACCAGGGCAUAAAAGACUUUUUUGGACAUUAUACAGUGUUCUGGUCGUUUGCGAGUAUCGCGUAUUUUGGUAUAUUUUUUAUAUAUUUCUUUGUACCGGAGACUAAGGGAAAGACUUUGGAAGAGGUUCAAGAUAAUUUGAAUGUGGAGGCUGUGGAAUUGGAGCAGUUGAAUAAAGAGAAACAGAAAGAAUAAUGUUCUGUAUGUGUUUACAAUG